Molecule: messenger RNA, 2608 nt
Organism: Hibiscus syriacus
Lineage: Eukaryota; Viridiplantae; Streptophyta; Magnoliopsida; Malvales; Malvaceae
Product: protein LNK2-like
Exons: 10
Coding region: 222-2312 (696 amino acids)
Biological process (GO): circadian rhythm; regulation of DNA-templated transcription
Source: RefSeq, a predicted model, not a curated record
ACACUCCUCUGUGUUUUCAAAUCCAAAAAUAAUAAUAAAAAUAACCAAAAAAAUUAUAUUAAUUUAUUUGUUUGGAUAUGUGUUCUCUUUCGUUGUUGUUUUAGGUUUUUCGUUUUGCUACUUGCUCGUGGUGGAAUUGGCAAUGCGUGGAGCAAUUUUAGAGCCUGCCUUUGGUUCGGAAUUCAGAAGUAGAUUUGUGAUUAACAGCGCUUUCUUUAGAUAUGUUUGAUUGGAACGAAGAAGAGCUAACAAAUAUAAUAUGGGAUGAGGUUGGUGAGACUGAUGACCAUAUAGUACCUUAUCAAGAGGGAAGUGGCAACUGUCAUAGUAAGAUAGAAUGGAGUCAAGAAACUGCAACCAUAAAGUGUUCGGAGGAAAAGACACCAGGAGACAGAGUUGAUCUUCAUCGAAAAAAGUUGGAAGGCAGUUCCAGUUACAAUGCAAAUGGAGGGAUUGCCACCUCGGGAUUUGCCAUGGGCUUGUUGCCAGAGUUAUCUUUAUCUAAUGCAGCAAAAACGUACAAGGAUUCCAUUGAUAGCAAAGUCUCUAACAGUUUGGUUGAAGUAGCUAAAUCUAGUUCGAAUGAUGGAGAGAUGACUGAACUUAGUAAAGAUCCUGAAAAUUUUCAAAAUCCGAAUGAAGGUAAAGAACAAGGUGACUUUGUCGACUACAGCUGGGCUAACAUUGGAAGCUUUGAUGAUCUUGAUCGAAUCUUCAGCAAUGAUGAUCCAAUAUUUGGCAAUGUAAGUCUUGGUAGUGCUGAUGGUUUAUGGUCAUCAUCUAAAGAGGUAACAAACAGCCCUGGAAAAUCCUCUCUUACAAAUUUGGAUUAUCCUAACCCGGCUCUUAGGAGCACAUCUGGACAUUUGGAAGUCCAAAGAGGAUAUGAACGACAAGAGAACCAGUCAUUUACCCUUAGUUAUGGGAAACUGGAUGAUUCCACAUCUCAUGGUCUGCAUAAUUUGGAAUUACGCGGGGAUAAAAGCAAAUCUGUAAUGGAGAAGCAGACGAAUGUAAAAACUGUGGGAAAGAUUGGUUCAUCGAAGUCUAAUCCCUUUGCAGAAAAAGCUGCGGCCCCUAAUGAACUGGAACUGGGCCCUAAGGCAUAUAGGCAGAAAAGGCUGUUGAAAAAUCGAAGAAAAACUGAAGAAAUAGGUAAGGCAAAGCAAGCACAAGAUUUACAUACCUGGACUCCAGCUGGAAAUCCAUUGGCCCAAUAUGAGAAUAAUGUGGCAACCUCGAUGCUAAAAUCUUCUCCAUCUUCAGUUAUUAGUCAGCAGAGGCAGCUUCAAGGAUCCGACUCACUGCAGUACCAGCAUGUCUCCAAUAUGUUUGUAGCCCCUUCUAUGUAUGGGAAUCUUACGAACCAAUAUCCUGCGAUACCUAUGUUACCCAACAUCCAGUCUGGGGAAUUUAAUCAGCAAACCGAGCUUCCUUGUUAUGAUGUUUCCCCUGGCCAGUCAAAUCCUUUAAAAAUCUCAGUUUUGAGAAUGACACCUCAAGAAAAAAUUGAAAAAUUGAGACGGCGCCAGCAAAUGCAAGCACUGCUUGCCAUUCAGAAACAGAAGCAACAAUUAACUCAUCAAGUUCCUUGUACCAAUCAAUCUGUCAUUCAAAAAUCAACUCAAGAAAAUCAUUUUCAGCAUGUUGAGGGAGCUGACGUUGAAGACCUUAACACUCUUCCUUCUUUUGACCGGAACUCACCUCUAGAGCAAGAUGAUUCUAGUAUGGUCUCUGUUGCAAUUGAUGACUAUUCUGUGGAGGAUACUGUACUUCAUCAGCUACAAGAAAUAGUUGCAAAGUUGGAUGUGAGGACUCGACUUUGCAUAAGAGAUAGUUUGUUCCGGUUGGCUCAAAGUGCAAUGCAGAGGCAUUCUGCUAGUGAGACAAGCAGCACUAAUAAAAUUGUCAGGGAUGAAAUUGAAGUUGCUAAAGAAGAAAAUAAGAACUAUAACAGGAUGUCUAAUGCUGAAACACAAACAAAUCCCAUAGACCGUACCAUUGCUCAUUUACUCUUCCAUCGGCCUCUGGAGUUGUCGGGAAAGCAUCCUGAGACCCCUGAAUCACCUGCUUCUAUAAAGUUCCCAAGUGAACGCAAAUCAGCGAGUUUAAUGAGUUUGCCAAUGGGUUGCAUAUCAGACAACUCACAAAUUAAACAAAACCUUUCUCAUCAGGUCUCAGAUGUUCCUUCUCCAUUGGUCCUACAACAUGUGGAGCAGUUUAAGAACAGCCCUCGCAUAGAUACUUCCGAGAAUGAAUCGAACUACGGGCCUGCGGGUGGUGGAGUUGCUGAGGUUGAAGCCUCGCAAUGAAAACCCAAAAUUCUUCCAAGGCUGACCUGAUGCUAUUAAGCUUAUCUGGAACAUUGUUAUUUCAAGUCUGUUAUCACAUUGGUGUGGUGCAUGUGUCUAUGUUAGUUACGUACUUCGAAAAACAUUCAUCGGUCCGUCUACCCUCGGACAGACAAUUUUGUUUGUGUCGUCUAAUGUAUAACUUGAUAUGCAAUGUCAUUCAACUAUGUCAAACCUAACCAGUCUUGAUGGAUCGAUAUUGGUGUUCAAAUACUCUUCUGCUACAUAAAUUUGAAGAGAAGUUCCAUUGUGUUAAA